Pocillopora verrucosa is the source of this 4167-nucleotide messenger RNA. The record is from RefSeq and is a predicted model, not a curated record. Lineage: Eukaryota; Metazoa; Cnidaria; Anthozoa; Scleractinia; Pocilloporidae.
AUGGACAGCAUAGAAGAAGCUAUAUCAGCUAUCUUCAUAGGUAUAGUGGUCGCCGAGUUCCUUCGCAAAACUGGUCGCGUGUUGCAAGCCAUCGAGGUAUACAAGGAAUGUUUGAUUAUAUUACACAGUCAGGCGCAGGCUAUCGAUAGUUCAUCGGCAAACUUAAUAUUCCGUAACAUCUACUUGGCAAUAAUCUGUGCUUACGAUUAUAUAAAGGAUUACACAAGUACAGAAAAAUACCUGAGGGAACUCCUCCUAUACCUGGAUUCUAAUGACACCGCUGAAAAAGGAUGGCUACAUUUAAAACUGGCAGAAAUACUUCAGAAACAAAGUAAAUUAAUGGAGGCCUGGAAACUUUACGAAUCAGCAAUCAACAUCAUGAAAACGAUGGGAAACAGGGAUGGAGAAGCAACAAGCUACGGAAACCUAGGAACUUUGUUCCAAUCACUCGGUCAAUAUGACAAGGCCCGAGAAUAUCAAGAGAAAGCACUCGCUAUCAAAAUAGAAAUUAGUGACAGGGAUGGAGAAGCAACAAGCUACGGAAACCUAGGAACUUUGUUCCAAUCACUCGGUCAAUAUGACAAGGCCCGAGAAUAUCAAGAGAAAGCACUCGCUAUCAGAAUAGAAAUUGGUGACAGGGAUGGAGAAGCAUCAAGCUACGGAAACCUAGGAACUUUGUUCCAAUCACUCGGUCAAUAUGACAAGGCCCGAGAAUAUCAAGAGAAAGCACUCGCUAUCAGAAUAGAAAUUGGUGACAGGGAUGGAGAAGCAACAAGCUACGGAAACCUAGGAACUUUGUUCCAAUCACUCGGUCAAUAUGACAAGGCCCGAGAAUAUCAAGAGAAAGCACUCGCUAUCAGAAUAGAAAUUGGUGACAGGGAUGGAGAAGCAACAAGCUACGGAAACCUAGGAACUUUGUUCCAAUCACUCGGUCAAUAUGACAAGGCCCGAGAAUAUCAAGAGAAAGCACUCGCUAUCAAAAUAGAAAUUGGUGACAGGGAUGGAGAAGCAACAAGCUACGGAAACCUAGGAACUUUGUUCCAAUCACUCGGUCAAUAUGACAAGGCCCGAGAAUAUCAAGAGAAAGCACUCGCUAUCAAAAUAGAAAUUGGUGACAGGCAUGGAGAAGCAUCAAGCUACGGAAACCUAGGAACUUUGUUCCAAUCACUCGGUCAAUAUGACAAGGCCCGAGAAUAUCAAGAGAAAGCACUCGCUAUCACAAUAGAAAUUGGUGACAGGGAUGGAGAAGCAACAAGCUACGGAAACCUAGGAACUUUGUUCCAAUCACUCGGUCAAUAUGACAAGGCCCGAGAAUAUCAAGAGAAAGCACUCGCUAUCAGAAUAGAAAUUGGUGACAGGGAUGGAGAAGCAACAAGCUACGGAAACCUAGGAACUUUGUUCCAAUCACUCGGUCAAUAUGACAAGGCCCGAGAAUAUCAAGAGAAAGCACUCGCUAUCACAAUAGAAAUUGGUGACAGGGAUGGAGAAGCAUCAAGCUACGGAAACCUAGGAACUUUGUUCCAAUCACUCGGUCAAUAUGACAAGGCCCGAGAAUAUCAAGAAAAAGCACUCGCUAUCAAAAUAGAAAUUGGUGACAGGGAUGGAGAAGCAAUAAGCUACGGAAACCUAGGAACUUUGUUCCAAUCACUCGGUCAAUAUGACAAGGCCCGAGAAUAUCAAGAGAAAGCACUCGCUAUCAGAAUAGAAAUUGGUGACAGGGAUGGAGAAGCAACAAGCUACGGAAACCUAGGAACUUUGUUCCAAUCACUCGGUCAAUAUGACAAGGCCCGAGAAUAUCAAGAGAAAGCACUCGCUAUCAGAAUAGAAAUUGGUGACAGGGAUGGAGAAGCAACAAGCUACGGAAACCUAGGAACUUUGUUCCAAUCACUCGGUCAAUAUGACAAGGCCCGAGAAUAUCAAGAGAAAGCACUCGCUAUCAGAAUAGAAAUUGGUGACAGGGAUGGAGAAGCAAGAAGCUACGGAAACCUAGGAACUUUGUUCCAAUCACUCGGUCAAUAUGACAAGGCCCGAGAAUAUCAAGAGAAAGCACUCGCUAUCAGAAUAGAAAUUGGUGACAGGGAUGGAGAAGCAACAAGCUACGGAAACCUAGGAACUUUGUUCCAAUCACUCGGUCAAUAUGACAAGGCCCGAGAAUAUCAAGAGAAAGCACUCGCUAUCAAAAUAGAAAUUGGUGACAGGGAUGGAGAAGCAUCAAGCUACGGAAACCUAGGAACUUUGUUCCAAUCACUCGGUCAAUAUGACAAGGCCCGAGAAUAUCAAGAGAAAGCACUCGCUAUCAAAAUAGAAAUUGGUGACAGGGAUGGAGAAGCAACAAGCUACGGAAACCUAGGAACUUUGUUCCAAUCACUCGGUCAAUAUGACAAGGCCCGAGAAUAUCAAGAGAAAGCACUCGCUAUCAGAAUAGAAAUUGGUGACAGGGAUGGAGAAGCAACAAGCUACGGAAACCUAGGAACUUUGUUCCAAUCACUCGGAUUGUGUUACCAAUCGCUUGGUAAAAAUGACAUAGCCGAAGGAUACCUUAAGCAAGCUCUCCUACUAAGUAGGGAUAUUGGACACAACUUGAACGAGUUUCUCUGCCUUUGUAAUCUAUCGGUGUUAAUGGCGUCACAAGGUCAUCUUGAAGAGGCUUCUUCGUAUCUUUUUCAAGGCAUCCAAAAGUUCGAAACUUUGAGAGGUUUUCUUAAAGAAAACGAUGAGUUUCAAAUAUCUCUUUUAGAAGAGUACGGCACCUUUCCCUUCAAGUUAUUCAGUAGGUUGCUUUCUUCCACUGGAAAGCCUGAAGACGCCCUUUACGUCGAAGAGCUGAGAAGGGCAAGAGGCCUGGCCGACUUGAUGACAGCUCGGUACUCUGUUCAAGAGCAGAUCUCAAGCGAUCCACAAUCUUGGUGUGGCAUUCAAGGGAUCAUCAGAAAAGAAGCAGACUGUGCAUGCCUGUACAUUUCGGUUGGCGGAGAUGAGGUACGGUUUUGGAUAAUAAAAGCAACGGGAGCUAUUCUUUUUUCAGAAAAGAAAGUGAACCUGGACCCAAACAAGGUGACCGGAAUAGUCCCUGAGUUAGAUGAGUUUUUUAAAGAACUGAUGUCACUUCGCCGCAACAACCGAUCAGGGCUGCAUUACUGUGAUACCGAAGAUUUCAAAACAAGUCUUCACUUGUGUUACAACAUAAUCAUUGCUCCCGUGGCCAGUUUACUGAAGGAGCCCGAGAUCAUAAUUGUCCCUGAUUCCUGUGUGUACCAAGUGCCAUUUGCAGCCUUGGCUGACGAAGGAGGCAAGUAUUUAUCAGAGACAUGCAGGAUUCGGUUGGUUCCCUCUCUCACGACUCUGAAGCUUGUUCAAGACAGUCCUCCAGACUAUCACAGUCAGACCGGGGCACUGGUAGUGGGUGACCCUGUGGUUGGAACGGUGAUUUACAAGGGAAGGUGCAGAAAUAUGAUACCAUUGCCGUGUGCAAGAAAGGAAGCAGAGAUGAUUGGAACACUUCUUGGCGUAAGGCCUUUGAUAGGAGAGUCCGCUACAAAGCAUUCUGUACUCCAAGCGAUAAAUUCAGUGAGCCUGAUACACAUUGCUGCGCAUGGAGAUCCCGAAAGAGGGGAGAUUGCUCUUUCUCCUGAGCACCCUACCCUACUCCCACCUUUUCCUCGAGAAGAGGAGUAUCUUUUGACGAUGGCAGAUAUUUCAAAAACUCGAUUGCGAGCUAAACUAGUGGUGCUUAGUUGUUGUCACAGUGCUCGUGGACAGAUUAGAACCGAGGGAGUUAUUGGAAUUGCCCGAGCGUUCUUGGGAUCCGGAGCUCGUUCAGUGUUAGCGGCACGAUGGGCCCUGGAUGACACAGCCACAGAGCAGUUCAUGACUUGUUUCUACAAACAUUUGUACCGCGGUGAAAGCGCAAGUGAAUCUCUCCACAAGGCCAGGAAGUGGAUGAGAAAUAACGGCUUUGACAAAGUUUCUCAAUGGGCGCCAUUUAUGAUCAUGGGCGACAACGUGACAUUUGAUUUUGGAAAUUGGCCGGUGCCUAGCGCACCUUAAGAGCCAUGACUUUGAUAAAACCUCUGUAGCAGAAUGAACUAGAUUUAGUAAAGCUCACAACUAUUUAAUUACAAGCCUGUAAAAAGAGGACGCCAUCUGCGAAGGACAACUCGGAUCGAU